AUGGUCGUCCAGGUCGAGGACGCGAUCGUUGCUGUCGCUGCGCCUUCGCCAGGACCGCGAGCGACUCGGCUCAUGUGCCAGGCCGAGAUCGAGUCCAUCCGGUACUUGGUGUACGCUACCGCGUCUCUCCUCGUUGUUAUGAUGGAAACUCCUUCUGAUGUAACCUCGUCAACCUCUGCAGUGGAUGAACCGAAGCGACGUGCGUCCAAGUUUGAGCUGUGGCAGGUCUGGAAUGCUCAAGAACCGAUUCGGUGCGUGCGAUUCAGCCCCAGUACAAGAACGGCGCGUGGAGCUCUCGCCCUGUGUAUCGAAGGGGGCCGUGGCGUGCUGCUGGUGCCCACGAGCGCCACGUCUAGCCGGGCAGCGGCUGCAGCAGAACGCUCUGGAGCUCAAUAUAUGAGCGAAAAAGAUAUGAGGUUGCCUUUGAGGGUCGGUUGCGGUGUCAAGAGACCUCGAUGUGACUACGUGAGGACUCAUUUGCAUCUCCACUUGCCUCGAUGGGUGGAAUCUGUGCGUUGGGAGUGCGAAGACCAGCUGGUAAAUCAUUUGGAGUGGGUGGAAAACGAAGAUGAUCUGUUGUUGCUUGGGUAUGGAGACAAGUUGUCGAUAUGGAAGCUGGUGGAUGACUCGGUGCAAGUGCACCUGCAACGCACAGUGAAAUUGUCGGGUGAUGGAGAAGUGCCGGUUGUACCGGCGUGUCACUUUGAUGUGGCGUCAAGUGGUCGGUAUGUGGCAACGGCAGGCAAACAUGAUCGGAUUGUCAAAGUGUGGGAUGUAGAAAAUUUGUCAACACAUGAUAGCACGCCGGUAGUGCUGUUUCUGGCACAUACCCGUGCUCUGGUGUGCUUGAUGUGGUCGAAGGAUGUGAACGUGUAUAAGAGGCGGUCAAAUGUAUCAACCACUCAGGGCGCUCGCGAGAUGCUAUUUACUCUUGAUCGAGCUGGAAAUGUGUCGAUCUGGAGAGAGAUUUUUAGUCCUCUGCGGUCGUUCGUGUUGUGGCAGCAAUUUUCUGUCGCAGACUUCUGCUGCUCUUCCUUUGAUGGCGAUGAUGCCCAACUGGAUUGCCGCAUCCGAGAGUUUGGUUUGGUCAAUCAUACUCGGGCUCAAGAAGGGUCAAAACCUGUGUCGUCGAUGAAAGAAGCAUUGUUGAGCGAAGGUGCCGUUAUGGAUGCUCUCUGUCUUUUCCAUUAUGGAUGUGGAUCGUUGAACGAAGCGCGCCAAUAUGAACCAGGCAGUCAGCGUAAGAGCAGCAUCGAUCAGAUCAGUAGCAAGCUCCUUAAUGAUCGCAGAGGUGCCAUAGCAGAUACUCACGUGGGGGAAGCGUCUAUCUGCGGAAACGUAGCACUUGGGCAAACUUUUUCUGUUCAUUUACUCUACGCCAUUCUCAGCAGUGGUGUACUUUGCAUGUUUCGUGAGGUGUCAGUUCCGUUUACGAGUGUUUCACCCAAGUUGUCCCUUCUCCUGAGCUACAAUGGCCUCCAGGAGCAACUCAUUGAUGGACACGUGUAUUGUGUCAGCUCAUCUGAUUACCAAGAGCACGAAAGCGGUUUGACCGUAUUUUUCGUCGAAGUAUUGUUCCAGCGGAAAGUGGCUGACAGCCAAUUGUAUCGUGCGCGGUUAAUGCUUCAACCCAGUAGCUUCUCUGCAGGAACAUGCACGGAGUCUGCGUCCUAUAACGUUCGAACCUGUGAAGUCUCAGUCAUAUGCAGUAGCAUGAUGAGUGCCACGAAGAACACAAACGGUCAGGAUGCGAUUCUUUCGAUUGUAAAUCUGACACCAAGAUGUCAACCGGUUCCGGAAAAUUGCUCGGGUGGACCUGAUAUGAUUGCUAUCACAAAUUGUGGCAAGCGCUUACAUGCUUUUCGGGCUAGCCGAUCGUUGCAUAAACUUGAAAGCGCCUGUCGCGCAGAAGUGGAAAAUGGGACUGUUGCCCCUGUGACACACACUGCAUCGUAUGAUAAGCAAGGAGUGCUAUAUUUGUUUGCAGGGGGUAGGUUGCAUGUCGCAAUUGUGGCACCUACCGGCGUACAUUCGGUCAAAGGUGUUACAGAAGACAUGUUACCGAAAUCGUCUGUACUUUGCAGACAAACCAUGCUUCUUGUUGCAGGGCGUGAUGCACUGACAGUAUGUUAUGCAGAUGAAAGCAACGAAUUUGAGGUGCUGAAUGAACUGAUAUCUGUAACAAUUCCAGCAUCUGUCAAGGCUAAGUGGUCAAGCUCUUCCAUGGCAUCAACGGAUCCAGCAGCGAUUGAUACAAGUGAAAUCAAAAAGGAUUUCAGUAUGGUGGUUGGAUUGCACAAAGAUGGAAGAAAGAUGACUGUCUGGGUUUUUUCGUUCGAGACGACAACCACGGACUCGCUUUUUCCUUCUGUCCAGCUGCUUCGUAAAUCGACGGUUGCAUUUCCCGGAGCAAGGGUACUGGGUAUCGCCUGUGUUCCGCUGUUGAAUACAUUCGAGGUUACAUUUGCCUGUUUCGACACAGAUGCGCAACUAACACUAUGGACAUUUGCGGACCUCGAUAAUUUGCUCGAAGUGGAGUUUGCGCAUCGGGUCAACGUCGGCGACUUGAUGAAAGUGUUCAGUCAUGCGCAAAAUUCGCACGUGCCUUUUCACUUUACUGACGAACGAUCUCCGUUCAAGCACUUCAGCUUCAGCUCGUGUGGACGCGUGGCCAUACUGUUUGAAGGCAGCAAAGGUGGUGGCCAAAUCUGUUUUUUGUCUACGAUCGACGACAUAUUGCAAGGAGUCGUUGAGCUUCCGUACGAAGAGUUUGGUCAGGUGCUGUCGUUGGAGUGGACUCCGCCUAUAACGGCAGAGCAAGUUUGUCAUCUCCUGUUCGUAUCAACCACAGCUAUCGGUGUGCUGAAGUUUGGAUCUUCUCUGCCGACGACAAUAAACAAAUGGAGCGUUGCUUGGUCGUCCAGUCGAUUUAGCGUGAGACCUGGGAAAGCAUCUUCGCUCGCGAAUUAUCCCCACGCGCUGCUCCGUAUAGAAUCCGGUUUGGCGCGCUUGAACAUUGGUCACAUAAGUGGACUUGGAUCAUCGCCAGUCCAAUCACUGUCAGACUUUCCUCGCAACCAAGCACAUUAUUCCCAACCGCAGACGAAGGUAUUUCCCGCGCAUCACCCGAUAACACUGAUGUACUUACUAGCUCGAGGGUCGUUCGAGACUUUAGGGAAGGUCCUUGAGCACGUAAAGAUGAAAGUCCUAGAGCAUGAAGAGAUGUGCUAUUUGCAAAUGACAGACGACACGAUGUUACAAAGUCUGCCUUUGUUAUCAUUGUGCCAGCUACUUGGAAAUUCUACCAAAGACAAUUGUGAUGAGCGGUCAGAUACUUAUUUGAGAGGAAAAGGAAGUCAAGGCACGGAGAAUGUCAGUCAUUUCGAAGCUUCCGCUGGUCCUGCUAGGGCAAGCGAUCUAUUUGCUAUAAGCCGUGAAGCUCGUCGCCGGUAUGACGCCGGCAGAAGUGGUGCUGAUUGUGCAGACAGGCUGUUUAUGCCUCCGCUUUCUGCACACGACUCUAUAGAAAAUCCGCCGACUGCGGAAGUCAAGUCGGUACUGGAUAUUGACGCAUUUUCUAAGUUUUUCGACAAGCAUAGAUGUUCAUUGACAUUCAUGACGACCGAAGAAUCGGACAUUUUUCUGACGAUCGUUGCUGGUGUCAAGAAAAUCUUAUGCUGGGAACGUGACAGUAGCCGUCAAAAAGACGAAGCUGCCCUUCGUUUUCAAGCUAGCUUGCUUUGGCAAGCACAUCCACUGUCUAGCAUUCAACGAGCUGCAGACGUCUCGGAUGUGGCGAAGCAACAGGCAGCCAACGACAGCACAACGCCAAUGUCCAGCCACCAGGAAAUAGGUGGAUUGUGCUCUGAGCAAAUAGCUUGGGGAGCGCUUAGCGAGUUCCAGCCAGAGUUACUCCGGGAAUGCUUUCCUGAGGAGACGAUAAGCUGGAAAGAGAUGAGACGUCUCCGGCUACCCUUUUGGUUGAAGAGUACAACAAAGCUGAUCCAGCUUUUGGAGAAAGCGGCACAAGUCGAGUAUGCAACAAACCGAAACCCGUUCGCAGUUGCCGUUUUUUACGUGCUUUUGGGAAAGACAAGACUUCUGGCAAGUCUGUUUAAAAUGGCUAAUGAGUCGCGCAUUUCUGAUCUUCUGGGUAACAAUUUUUCCGACGUGCGGUGGAAGAACGCAGCAAUAAAGAACGCUUAUGUGUUGAAGGGUAAACAGCGAUACGAGCUUUCUGCUGCAUUUUUCCUUCUCGGUGGCAAAGUCACUGAAGCGGUAUCGGUUGCUAAGAAAUCAGACACGACGCUCGUAUUAUCGUUCCUCAUUGCUCGAGUGUCCGAAAAAUGGGAAUUCGGUCACGACAGGUCUGGUGUCGCUGACUUAUCACAGACUUCUUACACGGGCAUGGUUACUGCUGGUCAUGGACUUGGUGGUCCCUUCAGAACAGGCUCGGUCUUGACGACGGCUGCCGACUCGUCAGAAUCGAAAAAUGUCUCGGUUGGCUUUCUCCGCACCACAGUGUAUGAAAGGGCACUCCAAUGUGGAGACGUGUACAUGUGUUUCCUCGUGAAGUACUUGCUCGGAGAAACCAGCAGUGCCAUUGAUGUCCUGGUUGCAUCACCUGGUGUCGACAUGCGCAGUAUGUUUGGUGACUGUGCAAACUCGUGUAUCCGGACCAGUAUGUAUUGGUCAGCGUUUGGGAAAAGUCUUCUUAGUGCAUGUGACCUCAUUCGCUUUCUUCGAAAAGCAAUUGCGCCAAUGACGCUGGCGUUAAAAGAACGAGUCCUAAGAUUGAACGUGAUAGCAAUGGUUCGUUCGCAAGAUGCGGGUCUUGGACUCGCUUCAUUACUCCACCAGCGCGAUACCGCUCCCUUCGUCCAGGAAUUUUGUCGUGAGCGUGCUCCGAGCUCAGGUGUAGCAACAUUUCUUGGUUACCGUGAACGCAUUCUGAUUGCCGCUCUCGGGGGCCAGGUCGAUCAUUUGUACGCCGCCUUUCUGAAGCUGAUACACGAGGCGGCAACAGUGUCUGCUUCGUCAGCGUCUGGAACACCGUUUGACUUCGUGGAUCGACUGAAUGAAGAGAUCCGAUGUAUUAUACACCGUGCGGGUGAUUACGAUUUACCUGGAGUGCCGGAAACGAGCAAGAAGCAUUUGCUGUACAGGGUACGAGCCGCGGUAGUAGAGAUGUUGGUUCACUCCGAUCGUCUUGCUGCCUUGGACUUUUUAAUGUCGAGGUGGAGCCAGUCAGAAGGAUCGGUGCCAGAGUUUGCAAGUACCAGACCGGUUCUGGAUUUAGUCGUAGUCGUAGUGGAAGGCCUUGCAACGGUAGCGUCGGGGGACCUUUUGUCAACUAGCAGUGAUUGUUCGCGCACCCGAAAAGUGGACCAAACCUGCUUCGAUUUGUUAGCCGUGGCAACGCAACUCCUGCUUUGGUUACAGUACUAUUUGUUGAAGCACCUGGAGCAAAGAACGCCGCAAGCGAACCGCGACUUUGUAGGCCUAGCAGUUGCAGCAGUUCACAGUGUCAUUGCCGUGUGCUGUCGCUACGUGAAGAAUCCCUGUUGUCUUCAUCGUGCGCUCGGCCUUAUCUUUUCGCACGGAGCCGGGUUGUCUCACGAGUCGAAACAAGCGCUUGAUGGUAUAACCGGGGGUGACGUCUGUGUAAGAUGUGCCUCUAUACACUGUUCGUCGACAGCUCAGGUAAAAGUGUCAGGCAUGUCUUCGCUUUUCGAGCAAGACAUUCCAGCGCUGUACCAGGUCGUACGUGAACUAAGUUUAGAGCUGGAUGAGUUCGUGGCAGCUGUGAAGUCGCGCAGGUUGCACCACUCCAUACCUUUACGUGGAUUACCGGCACAUUUCUCGUACUGUCCGUAUUGGGAACUGGUUAUGAUGAUGGUGGCUGGUGAUAUGCCCACUCACCUGUCAAAAAUUACUGAAAAGGGUGUAACUCCCACCACGGAGUUGUCGAGCAAACUCGUCGAAGCUUGGGAGAGUUAUAGCAACCGUCUCGCUCGUUUUGCGUUGAGGCAUGUGCUGUGUGAUCUGGCUAAAUUGUUUUACGGCCCUUUCCCGAAUUCAGACCCUGCCGCAAGUCCAAGCGCAAGUUCUAGAGAGUCACCACAGGAAUCUUCUUCACCAGCGCGAAGUAGUUCCCCUGGUACUCCCCGUGCAUUUUUUUCGGAUGCGCCUGAAUUUACUGCGUUACCACAUGACUUUGGACGCCAGUUGCUUAAAUGUGAAUGCGAACGUUGCCCAUGGCUUCUGCUCGUGGAACUGUUUACGGACAGGGAUGAGUUUCUGCAUCGCCUUUACGCGAGAAUGGACUACUGCUGUGAGAAGAUCGAUGGGGAAGUUCGCUGGGGACGACUACCCGAGCCUGUUUCACAGAAAUCUGCAUCCAUGCGCUAUCAGCAGCCAGUUCCGUCAGGCGGUGAGGAAAAUGCCGUACUUUUGCCGCGCGACACGAACCGAACCGAGCAAGUCAAACGGCGUACGACAUCAGCAUGUACAGCUACUGGUGUGCGUGUGCAAUGUGUGUACCGUAGCGAGAACGCCAUUAAAGCGAUGUGUAUCAAUCGUGCCGCCAGCGACGAUGCUGAAAUAAGCGUAUGUGGUAAGAAGGGUAUUCUCCGCGCCAGUUACAUGGACCAUGGUGACGGCAAUAGGUUCCAGUCCAAGGGGAUGCACGCGUGCCCACACAACUCGUUGCGCUUCGAAUCUGAAUCGAACCUGGCAUCGCCUCCGAAGAGCAGGCAUGUUGCGGACACAAUGCAGAGCAGCAACUUUGGGAGUAGUAUCCGUCAAAAGCUGUCUCCAUCUAGCAGCUUGACUGCUUAUGGCAACAGCUCGCCCUCCUCUCUUCGGAACCCGAUACCUGCAUCCCCGUCCGAGCCAAAGUUGGUGAGCUUCAAGCCAACGGCCUUAGCUUCCCAUCCGUUCUUGCCGCUCUUUGUAUCCGGAAACCACAAAGGGCACGUGCAUUUGUGGUCCUAUGAUCGGCUCAGUGCACUCUGCGCUUUUCAAACGAAGGACGUCGUGGCGCCAUACCCAACCGGUCCGUCGAUGUUGUCCAGCCGGCGAAACAUCAAGGCACUCGAAUUCGAUGGCCUCGGUCAGCAGCUCGGCGCUGUGGAUGCCCCGGGGCGUCUGUUUCUAUGGAAGUUUUCUGAGUGGGAUCGAGUGCCGUAUUACCGCGAGAUUAUGUGUCAUGAUAAGGGGGCUAAAGGGCUUGCAUUCCUCAACUCGAGCAGCACCAUUGCUACCGUGGGACUAUCGUCAGAGAAGAGAAAUUUGUGCGUGUGGGAUACACUCCUGCCUGCUUCAAAAGCUGUCGUGGCAGCUCCAUCGUGCCACCCAGCAGGUGCCACAUCCGUCAUAUUUUCAUCGACCCACCAGUUACUGGUUACGGGUGGCGCGGGUGGUGCACUGAGCAUUUUCGACAUGAGACAGCGACGCGUCUUGUACACAAUCUCGAAAGCGCAUGAGACUUCAAUACAGACACUGGUGUUGCACCCGAGUGGCGACUGCAUGCUAUCUGGAUCUGCUGGUGGCGACAUCAAGAUUUGGUCUCUGCCUCUUUUCCGACAAGUUGUUUUUUUGAGCAAAGUGCAUGUCAAGCCCUCCUUUUUGGGUGACGCUGCAACAAAUUUGCUGGGCGAUGCCGCGUCAAACGUGGCGAUUAAUGUGACGAACUCCUCAUGGGGGGUGACGGACUCCUUUGCCACGGAAGACGUAUUCUUUACAAGCGGCACAGACGGUUCAGUCCAGCGUCUCAUAUUGCCGUCGCUAUCACGACUUUGA
Messenger RNA from Peronospora matthiolae, 7803 nucleotides. The record is from the annotation of a GenBank genome assembly. NCBI's taxonomy places the organism in Eukaryota, Oomycota, Peronosporomycetes, Peronosporales, Peronosporaceae.